AAUUCAUUUCUCAAAUCGUGUUAGGGUUUCACGGAGAAAUCGAAAUCGGUGAGGCGAGCGAUGCGUCGAGCUCGUCGCCGGAUAGUGAGAUGCGCGCGGGAGUGCGCCGUGCUCGACGCCGGAGUGAGCCGCUCGCGAGGGCGGGAGCACGACGACGGAGGGGCGCCCGGCUCGCGAGGGUGGGUUCUCGGCGGCGGGGAGCAACCCGAGGUCCGUCGCCGCCUGCGACCUGCCCCCGCAUCCUCGACCUCCUUGAACACCGUGUCCACGUCGAUCCAUGGAGCACCGGGUGUUGGCACUCGCAACAACAGCGGCGAGGAGCCCGACCACCUCCACUUGCACAGGUCGCUCCAGCCGUCCUCCACCCUCUCCGGAUCUCCUCACGCCGCUGCUCUGCUGGCGCUGCAGCAGAUUUUGGCGUCCCUCGCCAGUCUGUGCUAUAGACACCGCCGUCACACCGGAGGGUCGCGCCCCUCGCAAGCACCUGUCCGCCGCCGGAAUCAGGCAGUAAAUUGUUACUCCACGAGGCAUGUGCUAAGUUGCAUACCCACUAUUUCUAAGUUGUGUAUCCACUACUAUUAAGUUGCAUAACAAUUGUUGUUAAGUUGCAUUCGCACUCUUGUUAAGUUGUAUACCAACUAUGAUUAAGUUGCAUACAUUGUUCAAUAUAGUUU
Messenger RNA from Lolium perenne, 674 nucleotides. NCBI's taxonomy places the organism in Eukaryota, Viridiplantae, Streptophyta, Magnoliopsida, Poales, Poaceae. The record is from RefSeq and is a predicted model, not a curated record.